Molecule: messenger RNA, 1413 nt
Organism: Elgaria multicarinata webbii
Lineage: Eukaryota; Metazoa; Chordata; Lepidosauria; Squamata; Anguidae
Product: adiponectin receptor protein 1-like
Exons: 8
Coding region: 292-1413 (373 amino acids)
Biological process (GO): adiponectin-activated signaling pathway
Cellular component (GO): plasma membrane
Molecular function (GO): signaling receptor activity
Source: RefSeq, a predicted model, not a curated record
AGGGAGAAAUAAGGACAUUCUCAGGGAUGCUAUGGGGCUGGAUGGAGUCUGGAAACGUCCAGGGAUUGGGCUGGUGAGGUUGGUGACGUGAUGUUAAUAUGAAUGGUGCUAGGAACAGGAAUGGAUGCGGAGGAAUCAGUGAUGGCUACAGACAACCUUUUACUCCUUGGUUACCGCUUGUAAACCUGCCAUGAGACAGUGGGGACCAUGGGGCUGGAGGCUUGCAGAGGGCACUGAGCCUCUGCCUGUGAAGAGGCCUCAACGGUGUGACCCCCUCCCCCCGCCACCAUCAUGGAGCCCCUGAAGGAGCGGGCUGGGUGGUGCGCAGGGUACCGGGGGGAGGAGGCUCUGGCUGAAAUGAGACCCUUGCUGCAAGAAGACACUGGCCAGGAUGGCGUUGAGAUGGGGGUUGAACCCACAGGCUGGGGUUCAGAUGACCCAGAGUUAGAGGAGGAUGAGGUUGGCCCAGAUCCUGUCCGGGUCCUGAUGUUGCCACUUCAGGCCCAUCAUGCUAUGGAAAAGAUGGAAGAGUUUGUCUUGAAGGUUUGGGAGGGCCGCUGGCGUGUCAUGCCCUAUGAUGUGCUGCCCGACUGGCUGAAGGACAAUGACUUCCUCCUCCAUGGCCAUCGGCCGCCCAUGCCCUCCUUCCGUGCCUGUUUCCGCAGCAUCUUCCGCCUCCACACUGAGACUGGCAACAUCUGGACACACCUUCUCGGGUUCCUCUUCUUCCUGGUUUUGGGCAUUGGGUACAUGAUCAGUCCCAACAUGAAAUACGUUGCCCCCAUCCAGGAGCGUGUGGUCUUUGGCAUGUUCUUCUUAGGCGCCAUCCUUUGCCUCUGUUUCUCCUGGCUCUUCCACACUGUCUACUGCCACUCCGAGGAGGUUUCCCGCACCUUCUCCAAAUUGGAUUACUCUGGAAUUGCCCUGCUCACCAUGGGCAGUUUUGUGCCCUGGCUGUAUUACUCCUUCUAUUGCUCACCACAACCCCAACUCAUCUACCUCAUCAUCAUUUGUGUGCUGGGUGUAACUGCCAUCAUGGUGUCUCAAUGGGACCACUUUGCCACUCCUCAGUACCGGGCAGUCCGGGCAGGAGUCUUUCUGGGCCUCGGACUAAGUGGGCUAGUGCCCACCCUCCAUUUCAUGAUCGCCGAAGGCUUCAUCAAGGCCACCACAGUGGGGCAGAUUGGGUGGCUCUUCCUCAUGGCUGUCCUCUACAUCCUGGGGGUGGGCCUCUAUGCCGCCCGCAUUCCUGAACGCUUCUUCCCGGGCAAAUGUGACAUAUGGUUCCACUCUCACCAGAUCUUCCACGUGUUGGUGGUAGUGGCAGCCUGUGUCCAUCUCCACGGGGUCUCCCAGCUCCAAGCGUUCCGCUCUUCGCUGGGUGGCAGCUGCACCGAGAACACUGUGCUCUGA